Molecule: messenger RNA, 486 nt
Organism: Ascochyta rabiei
Lineage: Eukaryota; Fungi; Ascomycota; Dothideomycetes; Pleosporales; Didymellaceae
Exons: 1
Coding region: 1-486 (161 amino acids)
Source: RefSeq, a predicted model, not a curated record
AUGUCGCCAAAACGCAAGCCCAAGACGCAAGCCCUCCCGACCCCAGCCCCAGAAAACAUCUCAAACAGAGAAUACUACCGCGCAUCCGAAACCACAGAUACGUCCCCCCACGCAGACGAGCUGAUGGAGUUCCCCCCCGGACCACCGGCGGAAGAGCAGCAAGACGGUAGCGGGGAGCGCAGCGAGGUGCAGAGCCGAGAGCAAGAUGACGGCGGGUUUGUGGAGCUGUCGAGGCCCGGGAGGCCGAGUCCUAGUCCGUCGGAUAUCGUGGCCCGUUGUGAGCUGGAGGAUGCGCGGGCGAUGGGGGAUUUGGAGCGGAGUACGCGCGGGCUGGAGAGGCGGGAGAGGAAGAGGUUGCUGAUUGCGUUGCAGGAGCGGCGGAGGCGGGAUAGGGAGGUGCAGGCGGAGGAGGGGGAGAGGCGGGGAGGGGAGGAGCGGAAUGCUGAGUAUGAUGAGAUGCAGAGGAAGGGGAGAGAGGAAGUGUGA